Molecule: messenger RNA, 1593 nt
Organism: Rhinocladiella mackenziei CBS 650.93
Lineage: Eukaryota; Fungi; Ascomycota; Eurotiomycetes; Chaetothyriales; Herpotrichiellaceae
Exons: 2
Coding region: 1-1593 (530 amino acids)
Biological process (GO): carbohydrate metabolic process
Molecular function (GO): alpha-galactosidase activity
Source: RefSeq, a predicted model, not a curated record
AUGCUUGACACAACAUCACCGUUUCAUAUGAUCAAAUACGGCGUUCUUGCGGCCUUAUUCAAAGCUACCAUCGCAGCACCCGGUCUGAGCUACAAUGGACUUGCGCAGACGCCUCAGAUGGGAUGGGUGAGACCUGCAACACAAUGUACCCCAAAGUCAAUCUAUCAGCCUUACUUUCUGGCUGGCGCCUUCCCUGUACCGACUCGACCGGGUUCUCACCUCUUGAGUCCCACGCGAAAGGACACCUACAACGCCUACGGCCUCGCGUACAACGAGACGACGAUCCUCACCAACGCCGAGCAUCUCGUGACACUCGGAUUCCGCGACCUGGGAUACCGAGUCGUUAUAUUCGAUGACGCCAUGACCGAGCGGGACCGCAGCUCCGAUGGCUCGUUGGUGGAAAACCGUUCCAAAUUUCCCUCGGGUCUUGCAAACAUCGUGGACCGAUUACACAGCGACGGACUGUAUUUCGGCGUGUAUAGCUCGGCUGGAAAAUUCACCUGUGGCGGAUAUCCCGCCAGCUUGGGCUAUGAGGAAACGGACGCCGAAUGGUGGGCGAGCUUGGGCGCCGACUAUCUCAAGUACGAUAACUGUUACAACGAAGGACUGUCGGGGACUCCGAAACUCAGUCAGGAUCGAUACGCGGCUAUGUCAAACGCGCUGAAUACGACCGGUCGACAAUUCGUCUACAGUCUCUGUAACUGGGGAGACGACAAGCCGUGGGAGUGGGCCAGCACCAUCGCCAACAGUGCCAGAAUGUCCGGUGAUAUUCAGGAUAGCUUCUCCAUGCCGACGACCAGUUGUCCUUGUGGUCCGGAGGAAUACUAUUGCCAACUGCCUGGGUAUGGGUGCAGUGUGAUGAACAUUUUAGGCAAGGCCAGCCACAUCGUCAGCAAGAACCAGCCAGGCUACUUCAACGAUCUGGACAUGCUCGAAGUGGGAAACGGAGGCAUGGACUAUGAGGAAUAUAAAUUACACUUCAGCAUGUGGGCGGCCAUCAAAAGUCCGUUGAUCAUGGGGAAUAAGCUCGACAAGCUCAGUCCAGAGGACUACGCUAUUUUGAUCAACCCGGCAGUUUUGGCGAUCAGUCAGGAUCCAAGCGGGAGCGCGAUCCAGCGCAGGGCCAGAGUCGAAGUGGACGAUAGAGAUCAAUAUGGUGUCGGGGAGAUCCAGGUCUGGUCCGGCAGCCUAGCUAACGGAGAUCAAGUAGUAGCAUUCCUCAACGCGGGAAACAGUUCUCGAACAAUGGAGUUCUCGCUCGUCGACGUAUUUGGCGGGUUGAGGACGAAUGAAAACGCGCAGAAGAACUGGGAUCUGUUUGACGUUUGGGGCAACGAAACCGUCAUGAGCAACGACGUCGCGAGCCGAGUCCUCAAUGGGACUUUGGACGUGGGCAAUGCCACAGGCUACUACAAUGCGACCGAGAGGAGUUGGGCGCAGGGUCUGAAUCAGAGCGAAACAUUGUUGUUCGGCACCCCGGUGGGGGGUGUUGAGGCGGGUGGUUCGCUUUCUGCAGAGGUACCUAGGCAUGGGAUUCAGAUGUGGAGGUUGAGAGAAGUAGAGAGUGGGAUGAGAAAGAGAGAUGAAUUGUAA